GCACUACAAUUUCAGGCUGCAGUUCAUGUCCACAUAACGGCGCAAUGUGUCUUUAAAAGGUUGAACUGCAGGCGAGGGUUUCACUGCCUAAUUGUUUUCCUUGUCGUUACCUUACGCAGUAGUACCACGAAGUAGGCAUCCAAAGGGAGCAUCCUGCACCAUGGACGUCGUCACCAUACCAAAGCCGUGGAAAUUAUUUCUAAAGGAAAAAAAUAUUUUUCUUUUAUGCCUUUUCCUUUUAAACCAUGUCUCCAAAAUGAAUGCAGAGGACAGUGGAAUGGAAGAACUUGCCACCGAGAAAGAGGCAGAGGAAAGUCAUCGGCAGGACAGCGUGAAUUUAUUGACAUUCAUUUUAUUGCUGACAUUAACUAUUUUAACCAUCUGGCUUUUCAAACAUAGAAGAGUCCGUUUUCUUCACGAAACUGGCCUGGCGAUGAUAUACGGCCUGUUGGUGGGGGUGAUUCUGCGCUAUGGCAUCCCCUCCACCAGUUACCACCACAAGACGCCCCCUAGCUGCUCGCUGAAAGAGGGGCCCGUCUCCACGCUGCUGCUGAACGUCAGUGGCAAAUUCUUUGAGUACACGCUCAAGGGUGAGAUCAACUCGCACGAUAUCCACAAUGUCGAGCAGAACGACAUGCUGCGCAAGGUAACCUUUGAUCCGGAAGUAUUCUUCAACAUUCUGCUGCCUCCAAUCAUUUUCCAUGCUGGAUAUAGCCUCAAGAAGAGACAUUUCUUCAGAAACCUGGGCUCCAUCAUAACUUACGCAUUCCUCGGAACAGCCAUUUCAUGCUUCGUCAUCGGGAAUCUGAUGUAUGGUGUGGUGAAACUGAUGCAGGCCAUUGGUCAGCUGACUGAUAAGUUUUACUACACAGACUGCCUGUUCUUUGGAGCCGUCAUCUCCGCCACUGACCCAGUCACGGUGCUGGCCAUCUUUAAUGAGCUGCACGCCGAUGCAGACCUGUACGCCCUGCUGUUUGGAGAGAGCGUCAUGAACGAUGCCGUGGCCAUCGUCCUCUCCUCGUCUAUUGUGGCCUAUCAGCCAAGUGGAGCCAACACACACACCUUUGAUGCGGCGGCUUUCUUUAAGUCAGUGGGCGUUUUCCUGGGAAUCUUCAGCGGUUCCUUUGCCAUGGGCGCAGUCACUGGUGUAGGAACAGCACUGGUCACCAAGUUCACUAAGCUGCACUGCUUCCCUCUUCUGGAGACCGCCCUCUUCUUCCUCAUGUCCUGGAGCACCUUCCUGCUGGCAGAGGCCUGUGGAUUCACAGGUGUGGUGGCUGUGCUGUUCUGUGGGAUUACCCAGGCCCACUACACACACAACAACCUGUCUGAGGAGUCCACCAAGCGCACCAAACAGCUGUUUGAGGUGCUGCACUUCUUGGCUGAGAACUUCAUUUUCUCCUAUAUGGGCCUGGCCCUGUUCACCUUCCAGAACCACAUCUUCAGCCCCAUCUUCAUCGUGGGGGCUUUUCUGGCCAUCUUCAUCGGCCGGGCCUCCAACAUCUACCCGCUGUCGUUCCUGCUCAACCUGGGCCGCCGCCACAAGAUCAGUGGGAACUUCCAGCACAUGAUGAUGUUCGCAGGUCUGCGAGGAGCCAUGGCGUUUGCGCUGGCUAUCCGGGACACGGCCACCUAUGCCCGCCAGAUGAUGUUCACCACCACCCUCCUCAUCGUCUUCUUCACCGUCUGGGUGUUUGGUGGUGGCACCACCCCCAUGCUGUCCUGGCUGCAUAUUAGAGUUGGCGUUGUCCAGGAGGCGCGGUGGAAGCAGGUGCCACAUUGGUGGUACUACAGGGUUGGAGUGGAUCCCGACCAGGAUCUCCAGCAGUGUGGGGACAGCUUCCAGGUCCUGCAGGGAGAUGGCGCUCAGGGGGAGGGCCCGAGUAAGACGAAGCAGGAGAGCGCCUGGCUCUUCCGCCUGUGGUACACCUUUGAUCACAACUACCUGAAGCCUAUCCUGACCCACAGUGGGCCACCCCUCACCACCACUCUGCCCAGCUGCUGUGGUCCACUGGCCCGAUGCCUGACCAGUCCUCAGGCCUAUGAGAACCAGGAGCAGCUCCCUGACAAUGACUCGGACCUCAUCCUGAACGACGGCGACCUGACACUGACGUACGGUGACACGGCCAUCACGGCCAACGGGGCCUCUGGCGUCGACGGGGCCUCCAGGGGAGCAGGAGGCGGUCCGCGCUGGAGCCUGAACGGCCGGCGCAGCGGCAGCACGUCGGAGGAGGCCCUGGAGCGCGAGCUGGACCCCCGCGAGCAGGAGCUGAUCAGCCGUGGCACGCGCCUUGUCUUCCCCAUCGAGGACCAUGCCUGAGACGCAGUCCCUCAGCGCAGCCCCAUAUGUCUCCCAAACACAACCAACCAACCCAACCCAACCCCUACACCCUAAAGACUGACAGACCAGCCCCUCCCCCGUCCCUAUGAUGCUUCUCCCCUCCACCCUGAAAUCUUUGCACCCCUACAAGACAGAUCAGGCGAAGAAGAAAACCCAAAGCCAGAGACACACGGAGUAGAGAUGAUAAUGAAGGUUGAGGAGAAAGAGGAAGCGAGAGAAAGAAAGGUAAAAGGUAGAAUUAGAGAGGAAGGAAGGAAAGGAAGGAAAGAGAGAGAGGGAGGAAGAUAGAUGAGCGGGUGGGUUUAACAGUGAAGCCUUUGUCUUGAAGAGAUCCAGUAUCAUUCCAUUUUCAUGACUGCAGUGAAUGGGUGGUGAAGCAUAGUGAGGGGCCCUGGAGGACCUAGCUGGCCACCCCCAGGAAGAACUGAACUGAAUGACGUAACAUUACAUACUGUGAAUCUGUACUAUAUUCCCUCUGUCUGAAUGUGGAAAGCAGAGGAUUGGGGAGACUACCCCCGCCCUUGGUUCGCGUGUGGUGCCAGGGAACCGCCUUGCCUGUCCCCGGAGAUGUGGAAAAAUGGCUCCAAUCAUGUACUGCUGCUUGACGGUGUGUGACUCCGUGGCCAUCAUGGCGUGGAGUCCAAGUGUUAUGGCAUAGAGGCUUGUGCAUAGUCAUUUCCUUCCUGUUAGUGCAAUCUUGUCUCAUCUCAAUAUGUCUCCAUUGGUCAGUCCUAGCGCAUGUGGAGCGGCACUACUGCUACAACCCCCCCCCCCCCCCCCUCCCCCCCGGCCCCCGAGUGGCUGCGUGAAGCCGAGGACCUGACUAACACACACACACACACCAGUUCUACUAUAUCACCCACCUGUACAAACAGAACCAACAAAUGGCUUCUGCAUCAGCUUGUAGACUAGAGCCCUGGUCUGUCUCAUAUGGCAUUACAUGUUACAGCCAUAUAAUGUUGUUAAUAUCUAUUCAGGCUCUUUCAUCUCUAUUGUUUUUUUUUUAAUUUAUUUUUUUAUUAUUAUAAUGUAUUUCUUCAAUCCCUAUGGGAACGUCAGCCAUGUUGGGUUGAGCCCAUGUGCACAGUGAAAUCUGCAGUGAAAAAAGAAUUCUGUUUACAUUUGUUAACCCUUGUGGACUGCCCGUACUUAAACCGCAGAGUGAACGUAUGUUCACACAACAUCCUGACCAAUCUUUUCCGACUGGAUCUAGGGGUAUUUCCCCUUGGAAAUGCUCAGAAAGCAUCCUCAGUGAAUCACCGCGCUCCUGUUUUUCCAGGUGGUCUUUGGGAAUGCAGCCAGUGGCUGCUCCGCGUGUUGUUGUGGAUGUAAGAGGAACUGAUGUAGAUCUAAUGCCUGCAGCUUCCUGCAAACGCGUGUGGCCAAUGCAAAUGCUCCUAUCUGUAAUCUGAUGACGACGAUCAGGCUGCCAUGUUCAGUAUGUAGCUGUAGAGUAACCUUAAUGAUAUGGAUGGCUGGAUUAAAAAAGGAAAAAUAGCCUUGAAUACCCCCAGCUAAAUAGCCAUUACUUCACAGUACUUUCUCGCGGUCUUUAUUUGCAUCAUCAAUGAUGCAAAAGGCUCUAACUUUGUGUAACUUUUUGUUACUUACAGACCCUAUAAUAUCAAGUAUCUUUGUCUACAGGGAAUCCACAUAAGUUAUUAUUUUGAAAAACUUCUUGUGGCUACUGUGAUAACUUUCUCCCCACACUUUCCUUUUCUAUUAUUAUUAUGUUUACUUUGAAGCCAUAGGGAGAACACAAACAGUCCACGCCAUUUUUAUUGCAGCCAUUGGCUUUCCUCCAACAAUUGUAAAUAUGAGUGUCCGGCUCCCGUGGCUGCUAUAUACGGGGGCCCUUUAGGGACCCUUGCAGCUGUCUGGGAUCUGUGCCGCAGCCGUGCGCAGCAGGGGAAGGCGAAGCUCCUCAAGCACUUUAGCUGCAGCUGAGCUGCAGUCCAAACGCGUCUAAAAGGAAGGGUCCAGGGCACAAGAGUGUUAAUGCGAUAUUAUGCAUAUGGGGUGCUAGUCCCAUCUGCUGAUAAUGUAAUGCUAACUCUCGCUAAUGGCUUGUGUGUGUAGAGCAAAUCUCAUUGUUGAAGGAAGCUGGUGCCCUUUGUGUGCCAACUCGUUCCCACUGUGUGUGUGUUUGAGUGUGUUCUCUCCGUGCAAUGUACAGAAUGUUAGUGUUGGUGGGUUGCAUUGAGAACUCUGCAUAUAAACCCUACUAGAAGAGGCCAGUCUAUUUUAAGGCUAAUCUGAAUUUGAGAUAUAAGAUGAAGAUCGGCGAUAGGGAGGGAAGGAAGGAAGGGAUUUGUGUUUGAGUGGCAGCUCACACCAGUGAGAGGAAUUUCUGUGGGGGAACAGGUCAUGUUAUCUUACUCCUCCUUUUGUAACCACAUCUUGGAUUCGCACUUCUUGGAAAACAUCUGGAAGAAGGAAAAGUAAAAAGGAAAAACCGCCAUGACACCCAACUGUGAAUGCUGGGUCUCUGUUUGGUAUCAGGCCUGUCUGGGACUAGAGCCUCAUAUGCGAGUGCUAAUGCUAAUGUCUCCUCAGCUCAGCUAUCACAACACCACUCAAGCAGCAUCAGUGACUAGCUACUUAGCUUUUAGCUGCAGCAAGCAGACUGCAGCCAGCUCCACUAAUUUAACUGAACGCGACUCUUGUAUUCAAAAUCAACUGUCCCAGCAUAGGCCACAUGAUAGGCUACUCACUUGGAGUACUACUCACACAUAGGUGCCAGUUGCUUCACGCUGGGUGUUAAUGAGCAGACAGACAACUGUGAGAAUGCCCAUAUGUUCCCAUGUAAACUGUUACAUUUGCCUAUAGCUUCUGAGACGCUGCUUACCAGGUUGAGUCUGGGCUGGCGAAUCAACCACUGAUCUGAUGAGAAGAAUGACGUGUGAAGCGGAUGAAAUUGGAAUUUGAGCUGUUUGAACACAGGAAGUAGGAAGCCACAGACUCGGCGUCAACAUUGUUGGAAAACUUUGACCCGCAUGUGGUGCAAUGCCCUGUGAAAUGAACCCUUGGACUAGGAGCUAUUCACUUCAUUUGUGCUUUGUGCGUCACAACCACUUAGGCCAUUUGGCAGGGGAAGAAAAAUAAAUUGUAAAUAUGGUCAGGACCUCAUCAAGCUGUCUCCUAUACUGUAGCAAUCAUGUUUUACUUGCAAUACCCUGCAUGCUGAUGUAUUUCUUAGUUCAAUAUGUACAGGGGACCAUCAUUUUGUCAACGAUCUGAAAUGUGUGUAGAGGAAGAAGAUGCACUGUAAUAAACCUGAGAAUUUCCCCCUUAUAAUCAAUCAGACAUAAAUGCAUUAAGUCUGGAACUGGUCAGUCUUGUCGAAUUUGUGGUAUGCAUUAAAUAAGAAUUAAAACAAACAAAAAAGUACAGUAUAUCCUUCAGUUGAUGCCCUAGCAAUAUUGCUUUCUUUUAUAUGGCAUUAAAUAAAACAGACAUCAACAGA
Alosa sapidissima (American shad) is the source of this 5807-nucleotide messenger RNA. It is a transcript of the gene slc9a7, whose product is annotated as solute carrier family 9 member 7. The record is from RefSeq and is a predicted model, not a curated record. The transcript has 17 exons. Lineage: Eukaryota; Metazoa; Chordata; Actinopteri; Clupeiformes; Clupeidae. Gene Ontology annotation, cellular component: recycling endosome; membrane. Gene Ontology annotation, molecular function: sodium:proton antiporter activity. Gene Ontology annotation, biological process: regulation of pH; proton transmembrane transport; sodium ion transport. The coding region runs from base 161 to 2320 and encodes 719 amino acids.